Molecule: messenger RNA, 1580 nt
Organism: Rhinolophus ferrumequinum (greater horseshoe bat)
Lineage: Eukaryota; Metazoa; Chordata; Mammalia; Chiroptera; Rhinolophidae
Gene: ZNF296
Product: zinc finger protein 296
Exons: 3
Coding region: 38-1489 (483 amino acids)
Biological process (GO): regulation of transcription by RNA polymerase II; negative regulation of dendrite development
Cellular component (GO): nucleus
Molecular function (GO): DNA-binding transcription factor activity; RNA polymerase II cis-regulatory region sequence-specific DNA binding
Source: RefSeq, a predicted model, not a curated record
CGCCUGCCAGCCCGCCAGCUCGCCCGGGCCGCGACUCAUGUCCCGCCGCAAGGCCGGCUGUACGCCCCGCCGAGUAGACCCCGUGCCCGCCGCCAACUCUGACGACGAAACGGAGAUGCGGGACCUGGUCAUCGAUAUGAAGCCGGAGCCAAACCCUUGGCUCCUACAGGUUCCGGGGCUGGGGCCCUUCUCCCCAAAGGAAGUGCCGGCGCCGGGGCGGUUCGAGGGCGAACCCUGCCACUCCCCCGGCCCAGUGCCCGCCGGCGGCCUCCACGCUAUCGGCUCGCAGAACCAGUGGGCACGGUGGACGCCUCUGAUCCUGAAUCCUCAGGACCGCCAGCCCUGGACCGACAAACACCCAGAUAUGUUGACCUGCGGCCGCUGCUUGCAAACCUUCCCGCUGAAGGCCAUCACUGCUUUCAUGGACCACAAGAAGCUGGGCUGUCAGCUCUAUAGAGGCCCCAGCCCUUGCCAGGGCUCAGAACUCAAGGACCUGAAGGCCCUGAUCUGCCUCCGCUGUGGCCAGCAGUUUGAGAGGGCCUGGAAACUGCUGCGCCACGCCCAGUGGGACCACGGACUGUCCAUCUACCAGACAGAACCUGAGGCCCCAGAGGCCCCGCUGCUGGGCCUGGCAGAGGUGGCUGCCGCUGUGUCUGCAGUGUCUGCAGUGCUGGGGCCAGAAGUGGGGGCCAAGGGCCCCAGGGCAAGCAGCCAUCCCCGGAAGAUCCCCACCUGCCCAGUUUGCAUGAAGACCCUCAGCUCCUUUAGCAACCUCAAGGUGCACAUGCGUUCGCACACAGGUGAGCGGCCCUACGCCUGCGACCAAUGUCCCUACACCUGCGCCCAGAGCAGCAAGCUCAACCGCCACAAGAAGACCCACCAGCAGUUGCAGCCCCGGAGCCCCUAUAUGGCCGAUGCCAGUCAGGAACAGGCCUCCGCCACCCCUCCAGAGCCAGCUGCCCCUCCAGAGCCCGCCGCCCAUGCUGCGGCCCCGGCCAGCACCAUCCCAUGCAGCGGUGUUGGGGAAGGGGUCGGAGCUGCCGCCACAGCAGGUAUGCAGGAACCUGGCGCUCCUGGUGGUGGGGCCCAGGCGGGCCCUGGUGGGGACGGCUGGGGAGUCGCCCUCAAGGAAGAAGAGAGAACUGACCCUGCCCAGAGCCCAAAGAUGUCGCCCAAGAAGACGCCAAAGCCAGUGGGCAAAAGCCGCGGGUGUGGGGGCAGCUGUGAGUUCUGUGGGAAGCAUUUCACCAACAGCAGCAACCUGACAGUGCACCGGCGCUCACACACAGGGGAGCGGCCCUACGCCUGCGAGCUCUGCCCCUACGCCUGCGCCCAGAGCAGUAAGCUGAACCGCCAUCGCCGUAUGCAUGGCCUGGGGCCUGGUGGCGCGCGCUUCGAGUGCCCCCACUGCCAUGUACCCUUCGGCCUGCGGGCCACCCUGGACAAACACCUGCGACAGAAGCACCCUGAGGCAGGCGGGGAAGCCUGAGUGGCAGGAAUGACCUCCCUCCCUGCUGUCCCUGGUACCACUGUACCAGGUCUAUUGACUUUGUCCUUAACCUGGUGUGAAUAAAUCCCUC